Sungouiella intermedia is the source of this 702-nucleotide messenger RNA. Lineage: Eukaryota; Fungi; Ascomycota; Pichiomycetes; Serinales; Metschnikowiaceae. The record is from the annotation of a GenBank genome assembly.
AUGCCAACAAUGGCAGACACUAGAAUUCGUGGAUGGUUCAAGAAAAGAAUCAUUAUUACAACAACUAAUAAUGCUCAACUGUGGUUGGUUGUCUUGCCUCGGGGCUACUAUGGAACUCUUUUCUUUCAUGAUGGACCUAAUCUUGACGAUCAAGUGAUGGCACUUGCUCAUCAUAUAGAUUUCUGGCGAUCCAAGUUUGAACUAACUUUACCUAGUCUUAAAGUUACAUUGCAUGUAAUAAGAAAUUUUUUCACGUCGGAUUUAUACUGGUUCGACAUACCAGUCGGAGUCGAUGGGGUAAAGGAACGGUUCGAGUGGCGACGGUCGUAUGGUAAAGAAGUGCAGAACCUGGCAUUUCCGACGAAGGGUUGGAAGCUUGUGCGGCUCUCAACCGUUGACGACCCCACGUUUAAAAUCCCUCGAGAUGAACGGGAAAUCGGUUUUGGAAGCGAUGGGGCACAAGUCGUUGCCGUAUGGUCGUCCAAACGGAUUUUCAGUAAGAAGGGCCAUUUCGAACUACUACUGGCCGGAGAGAAAUUGGGACCUUUGUUCCUUAUGGUGGCUUGGAUAUCCGUGCUCACUCUUGAAAUCAAUGUGAUAAGGAAGGAACACAACCGUAAUUGUUCAUCUGUGUCGAUCCAUAAGAAGAAGCCGUCGGUUGAUCAGUUUACUGACUUUGAACAGAAUGCUCGUAAUGUGUAA